Xiphias gladius (swordfish) is the source of this 6163-nucleotide messenger RNA. RefSeq names its product family with sequence similarity 120C (gene fam120c). NCBI's taxonomy places the organism in Eukaryota, Metazoa, Chordata, Actinopteri, Istiophoriformes, Xiphiidae. Bases 1050 to 4169 code for a protein of 1039 amino acids. The record is from RefSeq and is a predicted model, not a curated record. Gene Ontology annotation, cellular component: nucleus. The transcript has 17 exons.
UCCCACUCCACUGGGCCGCGAGGAAGUCGCAAGAUGGCUGAUGUCGCUUGGAAGUAAUGUUCCCCUCUGCAACAUGAAGCCGUGAGUGUGGAAGAAAGCGAGGGAGGCACCAUCGGGCUUUUAUUUUUAUUUUCUUUUAGUUACUUUUCUUUUAUUUCGUCAAACAUCCAUCUCAUUCCGCGUCGUGUCCGCCCCGGACUUGUCUUCGGGAGUUGACGCGUCAAAUCACGCCGGGGACCCUGCCAGCAGCUAACGGCUAGCCACACCGUUAGCAAAUAUCAGUACAGCUAGUCAGCCAGCCAGGCAGGCAGGCAGGCACACAGCUUGUUAGUUUGUUUUUAACCCAUACUCUGACACCGGCGAGCCACGAACCUGCGCUACACAUGUGCUGGGAUUUUGCCUGAGGUAGUGCAGAAUAAAUGUCCAAAUAUUUAAUCUCUAACGAUUUUACAAGCUGCUCGGUCUAACAUCAUGUCCGCGAACUGGCCAUCCAGCCCGUGGGUUGCUAACUAAUGCGCAGUAUUGACUCUGUUUCAUGUGCACAAACCAGCAGGAUCACUAUUUUGUAGGCUUUUCUCAGUUAUAUCCACCACCCAGCUGCAUUUCCGUUGCUUGCUGCCAACCACAUUUUGGAAGCUGGUUAUGUUAAAGCCAAAUUAUGGGAGCAGGAAAUAUGUUGAACUUUUUCUGGUUGUAGGUAGCUACACUGGCCUCGCUGGCAUCUCACCAAAAAUCCACAGGGAUGGACACUAAACUGAGCACCCACGACCAAAACUGAAAAAAUUGGCAUUGCGAUAUCUCGGAUUAAGUAGCGUUGGCUGACAGGCGUUUGCAACAGUGCACCGUGGCUCUUUUCACUCGUCUGGGUAACAGAUAAGUUGUUUGGAAGGGUUACCUAAACUACAGUUAGUCACUACAUCGGAGACCAGUUAGCUUGCCUGAAGUGCACAGCUAGCUACAGUCUCGCCCCACAUCACAUUACAAACACGGCGUACAGAACGUAUUCAGAGCCCGCUCCCGGCCAGACACACAGGCUCAACAACACCGUCAUGGGAGUGCAGGGUUUUCAAGAGUAUUUAGAGAAGCGGUGUCCAGGGGCCGCAGUCCCGGUGGACCUCCUGAAGCUUGCCCGUACCGCGGCCCGCCAGCCCCCUCACCACCACCAUCCACACCACCACCCACAUCACCCCGGGCCCAUGCCUCCCCCGCCCCCGCCUGCCAGGAUCCUAAUCGACGCUGACUCCGGCCUGCAGCGCCUCUACGGCGGUUACCAGACGGACUGGGUGUGCGGGGGCGAGUGGAACGCCAUGCUGGGCUACCUGGCUGCCCUGUCACAGGCCUGCCUGUACCAGGGUGGCCUGGAGCUGGUCGUGGUUUUCAACGGCACAUUGGGGAAGGAGCGCUGGCCCGAGUGGGCGCGGCGAGCACAGGGCCAGCGACAGACGGCGCAGCUGAUAGUCAACCACGUCGGCAGCAAGGCCACCCCGCCUCCCCGGGCAUGGUUCCUGCCCCCGGCUUGCCUCAGCCACUGCGUACGCCUCGCCAUGUUCCGCUUCCGAGUGCGGGUUGUACAGACGUUGGAGGACCACCACCAGGAAGUGCUGUCUCUCUACAGAGACUAUGGAUUUGCUGGCCUCAUCGCUCAGGAUUCUGAGUUUGCCCUCUGCAACGUACCCGCCUACUUCUCCUCACACGCGCUCAAACUGAGUUGGAACGGCAAGAACCUGACAACACACCAGUAUUUGCUGUCUGAGGCCGCCAGGCAACUCGGGCUUAAGACACAGCACCUGCCCUGCUUCGCUGCUCUGCUGGGAAAUCAUAUUCUGCCUGAUGAGGACCUGGCUGCCUUCCACUGGAGUCUGCUGGGACCAGAACACCCACUAGCUUCUCUCAAGGUGCGAGCUCAUCAGUUGGUGCUGCCGCCUUGUGAGGUGGUGAUCAAGGCCGUCUCAGAGUACGUCUCCUCCAUCAAAGACCUGGGAAACCUCGACGCCAUUGCCAGAGAUGUCUUCAAACAGUCACAGUCUCGUAUGGAGGACAAGGUGGAGCGAUUCAAGAAAGCUGUGGAGUAUUUCUCAGCUGCCUCCAAACCACGCUCGCCCAACAUGGGGCCCUCCUCUUUCAUCUUACCUGGGUUCGGACCCACUCCAUUUGGGGGACCACCUGGCCACAUGGGACCGAUGCAGCCUGGAAAGAAUCAGUUCCCUCCUCCCCAGGUUCCAGGGUUAAAGCCACCCUAUCAAAAUGCUCCAUAUGGACCUGGCUCCACCCCUCUGUUCCAGAACCCGCCACCGCCGUCCCAAGACUGCAACGAUUCACUGACGGGCAAGAUGGGCUUCUCUGACUGGUCAGCUCCAUAUGAUUCCACUCAGGGGGGAAGUCGAUUACCCAAUCAUCACACCAGCAGUCAGUCUGGUCCCUCUCCAUCGCCUUCCUCGUCAUCAGAUGGAGACGAACCCAACGACAGCAACGCAAACCAUUUGACGGACAAACCCUCACGGUGGGAGGAUUCCGCUGGAAGGGGGGGCUCGGCCUCUGGAGAUGGUUCCCAAGGCAACGGGAGCGGGUCAAACAUUCCGUCACUGCUGUCUAUGGCGACGCGGAGUCACAUGGACAUAACCACACCCCCUUUGCCUCAGGUCAGUGCUGAGGUUCUUCGUGUAGCCGAACACAGACACAGAAGAGGACUGAUGUACCCACAGAUUUACCACAUAUUGACCAAGGGAGAGAUGAAGAUGCCAGUGUGUAUAGAGGAUGAGUGUAACUCCGAGCUGCCUCCUGCCUCUCUGCUGUUCCGUGCAGCCAGACAGUAUGCCUACGGCGUCCUCUUCAGUCUGGCUGAAACACACCGCCGCCUGGAGAGGCUCGCCCUCCGAAAGAGGGCUCCCCUGGAAGUUCCUCCAGUGAUCGUCAAAGAGUGGAGCAGUGGCAAGGCCAAGUCUGCCCUGACUCCAGAGCUGGUUCCAGCCCUGUGUUUCCGGGAGUGGACCUGCCCCAACCUGCGGCGGCUCUGGUUGGGUCGAGCCAGCGAGGACCGCUCCAGGAGAACCAGGGCCUUCCUGGCCUGCCUUCGCUCUGACUGCCCAGCCCUCCUCAACCCAGCACAGGUUCCACAGCAUCUGCUGCUCAUGUGCUGCGUGCUCAGGUAUAUGAUGCAGUGGCCUGGAGGAAGGAUCCUCCAGAGACAUGAGCUAGAUGCCUUCCUGGCCCAAGCUGUGUCCAGCCAGCUCUAUGAACCCGACCAGCUACAGGAGCUCAAGGUGGAGAAGGUGGACGCCCGUGGCGUGCAGCUGGCUGCUCUCUUUAUGGCCGGCGUUGACACAGCGCUCUUCAUCAAUGAUGUGUGCGGCCAACCAUUGCCUUGGGAACACUGUUGUCCCUGGGGCUUCUUUGACGGAAAACUGUUCCAGAGCAAACUGGCCCGGGCCGCCCGCGACCGGGCCGCCCUGCUGGACAUGUGCGAGGGGCAGGAAGAGCUGGUGUCCAAGGUCGAGAAGAUGCGUCAGGCGAUCCUCGAGGGCAUCAACCUGUCCCGCCCUCCUCCUCCUCCCCCUCCUCUUCCACCUCCUGCCUUCCUGCCCCCUGCCAUGGUGCCCCCUUUCUACCCCAUGCCUCCUCUCUACCCGCCCCGCCCCAUGGGCGGCAUGCCCCCUCAUCAUCACCCGCAUCAUCCGCAUCAUCCCGCCCAGCACAGACCCAGAGCCUUCCCAGGUAUUCAGUCCAUCCCCCCUCAGGGAGGGAAACUGGAGAUAGCUGGCAUGGUGGUUGGCCAGUGGGCUGGGAACAAACCAGUCCGCGGGAGAGGGGGGUUCAACAUGCAGGUGGUGUCAGUGGGAGCAGGGAAAGGGAGGGGUAAAGAGAUUCCAGCAAAAGCAAGAGGAGGCAAAAAGGCAGCUGCCAGCAGAACACAGACAUCAUCAUCCCCCCCAGCCAGCAGUCCCCCAAAGCCCUCAGAGGAGGUGGGCUCCACGCCAGAGGUUGCGACUCAGCAGCUGAACGGCAGCUCAGCAGCCUCCGCCAUCGGCCAGUCCUUGGAGCUGGCCCCCCUGGCCCAGCCAAUCCCGUGUGCCUUAGCCAGCAGAGACAACCAAUCAGAGGGGGUGGAAGUGGAGGCCCCCUGUUGCCUUGACGACUGCCCGUCAGACGGAGCGCUACAGAAGGAGGAGUGAUGGCAUCUUUCCCGGGAUGCACUGCUCUGAGAGAGUUAUCUGUGUUCGACUGCCUUUCCCUGUUUUUGUAGCCCUGCCUGCUAGCUGUGCACAUUAUCACAUGGAGCAGGAGGUGAAGCGAGGCGCCUCCUCAUCCUCCCCGCUGCUCCAUGUGAUAGGCUAAAGCAGUUAGCUGUUACUCCCUUUUUAGUUUUCUCAUGUGAUUUUACAUUGUUUUAUGAAGAGAGGUUUUCUCCAUGAGUCUGUAAGCGCCCCACCCCUCAAAAAUCCUAAAUGCCUCCCUCCCGCACUCAGAGUAAAAUAAGCUUGAAGCCCCGCCCCCAUUACGACCCGACAUUUUAAACGAGCCCCCUCUUAAGUAUGGGUAUCUGUACAGUUUAAGUUUCUUACUUUGUGUUUUUUAAUGGUCCCGUUGUUUGAAUCUCUGCACACAGAUGUUAAGCUUGUGGUUACGGUGACAGAUUGGAUGUGGUAUCCAUGGUUACAGCAUCUGGGCCUGGUCGCCAUGGUCGGUAGUUGUGUGUUUAUGCGGUUUGUUGCCAUAGCCAUCUCGUGUGAGGUUCGUCCUACAUGAGCUCAGAGAGACGUUGGGAGUGUUGUACCAUUCUUCUGUGCAGUGACCCUCGUGCCCCCGUACUCAGCUCUCGCACUGCUAAACACACAGUGUUAGCGUACUUGCUAGCAACGAACCCCCUUUAUAGAUUGAUUGACUAUCUAUCACUGGAGCACUUCUGCACCACCAUGGUAUUAGCGUGCUAUUUUACUUUGACCUAUGUAGCAUAGCCUAGUGCUUAGCCGUGCUAAGAGACCCCAUGAAUUUAUGCACCUUAAGCCCUAAAGUAUGCAAGAUUUUACCCCGCUCCUCCAAAAGAAAAAAAAGUGCAUUAUUAUAUUAUCUUCCCAUCCCCAUUGUCCCUUUCUCCCAAAGCUUUGAUUGUAUUAUCCCAACAGAAGCACUUAAUGUUGUAUUUAACUAUAAUGAAAUUGAACAAGCCCCUGUACAGUUGAAUUGACAGUCUGUGAGGGGUGUCCCCUGCGCCUAAGUAAAUCAUUAUGACAUGUAGAACUACAUUUAAAGGUAGAGAUCUAUUUGAGAGACGUCAGAAUGUGAACAGAGUGGUUUCAGGCAAAGAAGCACUUUGUUUUAAAAAAAAAAAAUGUUAAACCACACUGGACAGUCCUCUACCAGGUGAUUAAAAAAAAAAAAAAGGAAAAACUCUGAGGCACCUUCUGGAGUUAAGGCCAAAAAGAAAAGAUAAAUGCUACCCAGCGAAAGAUGGGGAUGAAUGGUGAGGGUCUGGGCGACUGCUGCCAGGCAGAGUUCCCUUCAGACUGGCCUCACGCAUUCAAUCAAGAACUUUGCAAUGAAGCUGAAAGGACUCCUGGCGGAUUCCUGGGAAUCAUUUCAGAUUUCUAAAAAGUUAUUUCCAAAGUGUAUUUUAAUAAGGCUGGCCGACUGAGAGCAGCCGCUGAUAUAAAUAGGGGUGUGGCAGCAAAGCCUCAAAGAUCCCUCCGCCCACGGGCGGUGAUUGAGCAACUGUUGUCAUGACAAUAGCCCAACACCAAGAGCUGUUGCCCCGCAGAGCUCUGGUGUGUCACUUUAGACCAGCAGGAAGCACUUCCCUGCCCUGAAGCGUCUCAGCUCGCAGCAGAGGCUUCAUGGGUCGGAUCACACGUCACAUGACAGGGGAGAGGGAGUCCUCAUGGCGGACCCGAGUGCGCCGCUCACAAUACGAGACUUAUAAGAUACUGAAUUGUUUUAUUAGAGCACUUAUGUUUGUAGAGAAUGAGAUGUGUCCCCCACAGUAGGUUUCAUCUGACAAUGGAAAUACAAUAAUGUACUUCUGACCUAUUACUGGUAGCACAACUGCAAAUGUAAAAGCAGCAGACCGACAAAUAUUGCCUGAGAGAUGCUGGCCAUGAACAUUGUAAUCUCUAAACAUACCAAGAGGUUGAGAUGAGCUCAUAAAAAAAAAAAAAAAAAAAAAAAAAAA